GUCGGGUCCCGGGAACCGAACCCGAAGGAGAGGAGGGGGCCCCCAUGGGUUUAGGGGGGAGGGGAAAGCCAUGGGGGGGCACCCCCCCGGAACCCCUUUCCCAGGCGCGCGUUCUCCGCUGAAAGAGGCUCAGAGAGACACUUUCUCUGGGAUCUUAGGUGUGGGGGCUGCCGGCUGGGGGGCCCGUCCGGCCCAACGCCGGAGGCUUGGAAAAGAGAGUUGGCAGAGGGAGCGGACUACGUGCCGGGCCAUGGCCCUUCUGCCAGGGCCCUGGCCACAAUGACCUCUUUGCCCUGCCCCCUCCCCGGCCGGGACGCCUCCAAAGCUGUCUUCCCAGAUCUCGCCCCCGUCCCGUCGGUAGCGGCUGCCUACCCGCUUGGCCUGUCCCCUACAACCGCAGCCUCCCCCAGUUUGUCCUACUCCAGGCCGUAUGGCCACCUCCUGUCCUACCCCUACACCGAGCCAGCGAACCCCGGAGACUCCUACCUGCCCUGCCAACAACCCGCGGCGCUCUCUCAGCCCCUCUGCGGCCCCGCAGAGCAACCUCAGGAACGCGAGGCAGACUCGGAGAAGCCGCGGCGGUCCCCGGAACCCUCCAAGCCGCGCCCUCAGGCUCCAGCCAAAAAGCUCCGCAAACCGAGGACCAUCUACUCCAGCCUGCAGCUGCAGCACCUAAACCAGCGUUUCCAGCACACACAGUACCUGGCGCUGCCCGAGAGGGCCCAGCUGGCAGCGCAGCUCGGCCUCACCCAGACCCAGGUAAAGAUCUGGUUUCAGAACAAACGCUCCAAGUAUAAGAAGCUCCUGAAGCAGAACUCUGGGGGACAGGAAGGGGACUUCCCUGGGAGGACCUUCUCUGUGUCUCCCUGCUCCCCACCCCUCCCCUCCCUCUGGGAUCUACCCAAGGCAGGGACUGUGCCCACCGGUGGCUAUGGCAACAGCUUUGGAGCCUGGUAUCAGCAUCACUCCUCAGAUGUCCUGGCUUCGCCUCAGAUGAUGUGAAUCUGGGGAAGGGUGGGUCAGGCCCCCAGCCCUCCUGCAAAGUCCAGGACCCAGGCAGUCCACCUGCACCCCUUCUGGGCUGGGAGGAAACCAGCUCCAGACGGGUUUUCUCUGGAGGACAAGCAGUUAGAGGAGAAAAAGGAAUGGGGCAGAGGCUGUACCCCUAACCCAAACAUCUAUAUCAAGGACCUCAGCCAUAAUCAUUGUCCCCACCACUACCAUGGACUGGACACCUUCCCUCCAGCUGGACAAAGGCUCUGGAGAGAAAGAGCCAUUGGCUGGAGUUGAGACUGUCCCCAGGACCCUUGGUCUUACCACUCCCCCACUUCUUCUUCCCUCUCCCUCUUUCCCCUCCCCCUGCCUUCUUGAAAAGGACUGAAUCCCCACUACAGCCUGGGUGCAAAACCAGCAAGAAACAUUGAGUAUUUUUUUUUUUCCUUUGUGUGCCUUGGGCCUUGCCUAACCCAUUUGUGAGCAAAAGCGGAAGUGGACCACCAUUAGCUCCCACCCACCCAGCGAUUUUUCCCUGGAGGUCAGCCUGUUACCCCCAUAACUGAUUUACCUAGUUACCAUCCGGGAAGGUAGAAGAGAUGCAGAGAAAUGUGGAAUUUGUGGACCUAUGGGUAAUUUGUGCUCUCCUCC
Molecule: messenger RNA, 1644 nt
Organism: Piliocolobus tephrosceles (Ugandan red Colobus)
Lineage: Eukaryota; Metazoa; Chordata; Mammalia; Primates; Cercopithecidae
Gene: DLX4
Product: distal-less homeobox 4
Exons: 3
Coding region: 280-1002 (240 amino acids)
Biological process (GO): cell differentiation; embryo development; regulation of transcription by RNA polymerase II
Molecular function (GO): RNA polymerase II cis-regulatory region sequence-specific DNA binding; DNA-binding transcription factor activity, RNA polymerase II-specific
Source: RefSeq, a predicted model, not a curated record